AAUUGGCAAGGGCAGGCAAAGGACGCAAACUACAGAAAUUACAAGUUAGUUCUGUAAAAGAGCUAAAAACAUCAGUUGGCAAAAGCAGACUUUACAUUGUGCCACGAGCUACUGUCUUACAGAUAACAUCACCACCCUCUGCCAAACCGCAGAAUUCAUUUCCACCACUCUCCACAGUUGCAGCUAUAGAGGAGAUCUCACAAGUGACUGAGGAAAAUGAAGUUUCAGAUCAGGUAAACCAGUGGUUCUCAGCCUUAUUCCUGGAGGAUUGCCUCGGCUAUUUUAGUGUUUUCCCUUCUGUACCACACCUGCAUCAAUUAAGAAAAUGCUGUUAGUUAGUUGAUUAGUUAAAUCAGGUGUGCUGGUAGCUGAGAAGGCACCAAAAUGUGCAGUGGUCCUCCAGUAUCAGAGCUGAGAACCAUUGAGGUAAACAAUAUUAAAAUGAUUGCUAUCUACCCAUUUUAGACAUGUCCAUUGUGCAUUUUAUGUUGAUAAGUGGUAAGCAUCAUUUUUCAGGUAAGUUUUGGCUGCUGUAAAAAGGUAGACAGUCCUUUUACCACCAAAAGAGAUUAUUUUGAAAAAUUCUAUUUAACCCCAAUUAACUGAAGCAAAAAUAAUUUGUAUAUUACCAGGUGACCUCCACAUCUUGUGCUAUAUCCCAGAAUUCAUUCCAGAAUUUCUCAGUUGCUUCGGUACAAGAUGUGACAGUUUUGGCUGAGAAUACUCAAGCUCUAAAUAUGGUUUCAGAUCAGGCUCUUCAAGAAUGGCGAGCAAUACGUGCCCAGCAAGACCAGGAGUAUAAAGAAAGUUUGUUAGUGGAUGAGGAAAAGGAGCUGAAGAAACUGGCUUAUCAGGCCUCUGAGGAAAAGCGUCAAAAGGCUAUUGAGACAAGACGUCAGCGAAUGGCUAUGUGUAAUGAACCGUCAGAUGGGGCAUUGUUAAAAUUUAAAUAUCCAGAUGGACACAUCAGCAUGAGGAAAUUCAACUUGUCUGAGUCAAUUCAGGAUUUGUUUGACUUUGUUGGACAAGAAGACAUGGCGAGUGAAAUUUUUGAGGUCCAAGAAGCUACUUCAUCAAAAUCAAUUAAGAGCAGCUCCUCAGGGUCAAUACUGGAUCAUGGCAUAAAGGCACCUUCAACUCUAUAUGUACUUUGGUUAUCACAUCAGGAUGUACAGGAAAUUCUCUCACAUCAAGAAAGUGAUGGCAUGUAUGCCCUUCAACAUGCAUCUCCUGGUCAGCCAUUGCUGCCUGAGUCCACCAUCCAGCCACCAAUGGCUGUUCCCUCCAGCCAGCCACUGCUCACACUGUGUUCCACUGAACCAAGGUUCUCUGUGCCUUCUAUUCUGCCACCACUGCCUGAAUCCUCCACCCAGCCAUUACUUCCUGUUCACUCCAGCCAGCCACCAGUCACCAGUCACCAGUCACAGGAAGAGGAGCGAGUUUCACAAAAUCUGUUUCCCCAAUCACUACAUGACCUCAAAGGACCUGUGAAUGAGAUUGAUCUACAGACCAUACUGAAAAAACUAGUCAGCAAAGUUGAUGGAAGCUCCUGCCCAACAAGCAACCAAAUAAAUGUAUGUAGGAAUAACAUUUUCCUGGGUAGCUUGCGGGCAUUCAAACGUAGGCACUUUAACCCUGAAGCAAAGUUAGACGUUGUGUUUGUGGAUGAAGACGACAAUGCUGAAGGGGCAGUUGAUGAAGGUGGCCCAACAAGAGAAUACUUAAGGCUGUUGAUGAGGGCCAUCCAUGAGUCAAACGUCUUUGAGGGCCAUGAGAAGAACCGGCAGUUGUGCCUUGAUACUCAAGCUUUGCAGACAAAACUGUACACAGUCGUGGGAAAAAUGAUAGCUGUGUGUGUUGUUCAUGGAGGAGUUGGUCCACACUUUUUCUCCGAAAGGCUUUUUCAGAAGAUCUGUGGAUUACCAACACCUCCUACCAUGGUAGAUGAAGUUGGUGACCAUACCUUCAGGGAACAAUUAAUCAAAAUAAAGGAAGCAAUGACCACCCAGGAGGCGAACAGUGCCAUUGCAGAGGCAGCAGACAGUCUCAGCAUUAUAGGUGCCUUGAGACAUGUCUCCAGCCUGGAGGAGAAGGACUCCCUUGUCCAGUCUGCUGCAGACUUCUUUGUCAAUGGAAGGAUGCAGACUGCCCUGGACCAGUUUCUUGAGGGGUUAAGAACCUUGAGCUUACUGGACGAGUUGAGAAGGAAUCCAGCAAUAUUCUACAACAUGUUUGUAAAUGAGGAGAGGCCACUUCAGGCGAAGGACCUAUGCACUUUAUUUGAAGUUGACUUCUCUGUGCAGGGCAGCAGCAGAAGAGUUGUGGAGAACAUGACAAUUUGUUUUUGGCGUGACUGGUUAAUUGAUAUUGAAGAAGGAGAAUGCAGUCCAAUUACCCUUGAACAGGUAUUGGAGUUUACAUCUGGAGCAUCAACAGUGCCUCCCCUGGGAUUUCCACACCGUCCCCAAAUUCAGUUCCUCCACGAAGUCAAUAAAAUCUUUCCAGAGGCAAAUACCUGCCACAUAAUCCUCCGCCUACCCAUACAUAAUGAUUAUGACACCUUCAAGAAAUAUAUGAUUGAGGGAAUUAUUCAGGCUCCUGGUUUUGGGGUUGCGUGAACAGUCUACAACUGUAAUA
Molecule: messenger RNA, 2637 nt
Organism: Clarias gariepinus (North African catfish)
Lineage: Eukaryota; Metazoa; Chordata; Actinopteri; Siluriformes; Clariidae
Product: G2/M phase-specific E3 ubiquitin-protein ligase-like
Exons: 13
Coding region: 738-2618 (626 amino acids)
Cellular component (GO): nucleus
Molecular function (GO): ubiquitin-protein transferase activity; protein binding
Source: RefSeq, a predicted model, not a curated record